Messenger RNA from Alternaria conjuncta, 2574 nucleotides. RefSeq lists its product as uncharacterized. Lineage: Eukaryota; Fungi; Ascomycota; Dothideomycetes; Pleosporales; Pleosporaceae. Bases 1 to 2574 code for a protein of 857 amino acids. Gene Ontology annotation, molecular function: protein serine/threonine phosphatase activity. Gene Ontology annotation, biological process: protein dephosphorylation. The record is from RefSeq and is a predicted model, not a curated record. The transcript is spliced from 2 exons.
AUGUCACCCGAACGACCACAUCGUUUCUCCGCAAAGUCCACAAAGAGCUAUCCUCCUCCAGCUCUUGUACACACUCCUAUGACACCACAAUCCCUGGGACCAAUGUCUCCCCCACCUAUGUCAGCAAAGUCUUUCGGCACCUUCAUCGACUCGGAGCCGUCGACGCCAGCCUACUCACCAAGGAUGGACCACCAGUGGGACGACUCAUCGGUGGUCCUAGUCCGUCCCAUGUCCUCGUCUUCUGAACCUUCCAGCCCUACUGAGCCAGUAUGGCGCAUGCUACAACCACUGCCUGUGAAGGCCCCACCAAAGCCCAAAGCCAGCACCGUCAGAGCUCAGUCCAAAGAACCGGUCUCCUCUGCCAAGGAGAUUUCAUCACAGACAUCGCUUUCAUCGCACCCUACUAAGCAGGCGAGCUACGUCAAUCGCCCCCACGCGAUCAAGCUAGCAAGCCUAUCACAACAAGAUUUCCCCCCGAAGAGCGAAGACAUUCCACAGGGUGAUGUUACAUCACCUCAGCCGACAGCCAGCACACCCACGGCGGCCGCCUUCGGGAAACUGGCAAACAAGAUGAAGUUGAUGCUCCGGCGUAAGAACACGAACGCAAAGAAAAAGGAGAAGAAGAAGCGAGAGUACGAGGAGGUAGACCGCAUAGAGGAUGUACACUGGACAGAGAUAAGGUUGGGAAGCGCCGUACGGCUCAAAUGCGCCGGUAAAGCACAGCCUCAAACGCGGUUACAGAGGCCACUCGCGGUGACGACCCGUGCUUUACGGCCACACACAGCACGCGUUCAUUCAAGUCCGUUAUCACGUGCUUUCUCGCAGACAAGACUCCUACAAACCCAGCCCAAGAGUUCAAGAACCAAUGGAAGAGACACUACCCUCUUCAACACGCGAUGGAACCAACCAGCCAAGGACCCCACAACCACACUCCUAGAAUCACGCUUCCCAACCAAGACCGUGCUUGUACUCCUCACCCUCGGCGCCCUAGCAUACUACUUCGUCGACAUAGUAGAAACCGACUGGACAGACAGCGUCUACGGCGCCUUCGAAACCGGCGACGAUGCCUCGCAACUCGCCCAACCCCUCCACUUCUACUCCUCAAAAGAAGAAGUGCAACACAUCCUCGACUUCCACAUCCCAGACCCCAGCGCCCCGAUGAAAGAUCCCGCCGUAGCGAAGUUCUUCUCUGAGCAAUUCGACAAGCUAUGCUACGGAUGGAUGAUGACGCCCGAUGAUUCAAAGAAGGGCGUCGAAGGCAUGCCAGACGUGCAAAUGCCCAUAACACACGGAUGUCGGUUCCGCAGCAACGAGCCGUGUGAGGAUUUCUUCGCACUAGGAACGUCGCCUGGUCCCGGGCAGAACCUCUGGAAUUACUGGACUGUACUAGAUGGGCAUGCAGGACGACACACGGCAUUCUACCUCCAAUGGACACUAAUCCCCAUGGUAUCCUCCGCGCUCAGCACCCUAACACCGCACGCCUCGAGCCACCAAAUCGAAAGCAGUAUAAAAACCGCCUUCCUCGCCACGGACAAAAGUAUCAUGUCCCGCGCCAAAACAGCCGCAGCCUGGUUCCCCGCCGCCAACGCCGCCGCCAUCGCCGCGCUCACACCCGCUUUCUCCGGGUCCUGCGCGCUACUCGCUGCAUUCGAUCCCCAGACCUCCAAACUCCGCGUCGCAUGCACAGGAGACUCCCGCGCCGUCCUAGGCCGCUGGGACCCCUCCACAAACACCUACACCUGCAUCCCCCUCUCAGAAGACCAAACCGGCUUCAACACCAAAGAAGUCGAAAGACUAAGCAAAGAACACCCCGACGAACCCUCCGUCAUAGACCCCAAAACAGGCCGCAUGCUAGGCAUAGCCGUAACCCGCGCCUUCGGCGACCACCGCUGGAAAUGGGAUAACGAGACUAUCAAGGCGUGCCAGCACAAAUUCUGGGGUACGGCGCCAAGGCCAGGGAAUUUGAGCCCGCCCUAUAUGACGGCGGAGCCUGAAGUUACGGAAACGGAUGUUGUGAGGAGGGAACCGCGGGAUGGGAUGCUGUGUGGUGAUGAUGGGAAAGCAGAAGGAGGGGGGAAAAGCGAUUUCCUCAUCCUCGCUUCCGACGGCCUUUGGGAUCGGAUUUCUUCUGAACAUGCCGUCGAGUGCGUUUCCCGCUAUCUCUCCGCGCGCGCCCGUGGCCAGGGUUCCGUGAAGCAAGACCCAGAACUCCUGCGUAACCCCCCUGUUUUCCCUCAAAACCUCUCUAGCUUGGACCCGGGUGUGACGUGCGAUCCCGUGGCAGGCGAAGACGUGGAUUGGAAAGCGGAGCCGCAGUAUUUUGCGAUUGAAGAUGAGAAUGCGGCGGUUUGUUUGGCGAGGAAUGCGAUGGGUGGGAAUAGGAGGGGGUUGUUCCUUGGGGUUUUGGCGGGGCCGGAGCCGCUGAGUAGGAAUGCGGUGGAUGAUACUACUAUUAUGGUUGUGUUUUUUGAUAAAUUGGAGGAUGGGAAGGCGAACGGGAAGGGGGGUAAAAAGGUGGAGGAGAGUAGGAGUGGGGAUGGCGAGAAGAAGAAGAGGUGGUGGUGGCCGUUGUGA